AUCUGCGCAUAGUGGAAAAUUGCCUUGAAGCCGCUUGUACAGUGUACUUGAAAUUGAAGUAGGAUUUAGAAAUGGACAAGUGUAAUUAAAAUGGUACAUUUAAUAUUGAAGGAACUAUUGUAAGUGUUUAUUAAGCUCAACCAGCCAAAAUGUUGAACAGUUUCUCAAACCUCAUCUUUAAAACUUUGAAUCCCCUGAGCUCUGCUGCCAGAUCAGCAAAUGUCAGAUGUAUGUCCAGAUAUGGUCCGCAGUUCAUUGACCCCGUAGUCGAUCCGCAAGAACAGAAAAAAAUCAGAGAGAGUGGAGACUUGCAGACCUACCUGUUCAGACCAAUCAAGUCAGCACCGGGCAAUUACACAUGCUCACAUUAUUUUGACCCAGAAGUUGCGAAAUUCACAAAUAUAUUGAUGAGUGGUGGAAGGAAGGCGCUCUGCAGAGAAUUAAUGGAUAAAACUUUUGAACAGAUCAAGCGAAAUCAAAUAGAGCGCUUCAACAACGCUGAAACAGAUGAGGAGCGAAAUGCGAUAAUAUUCGAUCCUCUCAUCAUUUUCCAUAAAGCCAUUGAAAACGCCAAACCUAUCAUGAAGUUACUUAAAAUUAAACGUGGUGGACAAACUUAUCAGGUACCAUAUCCAAUCACAGAAAAUGAGAAAAGGUUCAGAGCCAUCAAAUGGCUCAUAGAGGCUGGAAAUGACAAGCCAAAUCCUAUCCACUUCCCGCAAAGAAUGGCCAUCGAGUUCAUAGAUGCAGCCAAUAAUAAGGGUUCAGCUGUGAAACGGAAAACAGAGCUCCAUCGGCAGUGUGAAGCUAAUAGAGCUUACGCCCACUAUAGAUGGGCAUAAUCAAUACAAUGCAGAUUGUUGUGCUAUUAUUUCUCAGUUUUAAGAUGCCUUUGUACAUUAUUUGUUUUUCAUGAUUAAAUCGUUAAACUUCC
Bemisia tabaci is the source of this 934-nucleotide messenger RNA. RefSeq names its product mitochondrial ribosomal protein S7 (gene mRpS7). Gene Ontology annotation, biological process: translation. Lineage: Eukaryota; Metazoa; Arthropoda; Insecta; Hemiptera; Aleyrodidae. The record is from RefSeq and is a predicted model, not a curated record.